This is a messenger RNA of Cervus elaphus (red deer), 2427 nucleotides long. It is a transcript of the gene ZNF793, whose product is annotated as zinc finger protein 793. NCBI's taxonomy places the organism in Eukaryota, Metazoa, Chordata, Mammalia, Artiodactyla, Cervidae. The record is from RefSeq and is a predicted model, not a curated record. Gene Ontology annotation, cellular component: nucleus. Bases 675 to 1895 code for a protein of 406 amino acids. Gene Ontology annotation, molecular function: DNA-binding transcription repressor activity, RNA polymerase II-specific; RNA polymerase II cis-regulatory region sequence-specific DNA binding; DNA-binding transcription activator activity, RNA polymerase II-specific. The transcript is spliced from 6 exons. Gene Ontology annotation, biological process: negative regulation of transcription by RNA polymerase II.
GCAGCCAGCCUCAAAGAUGCUACUGAGUCUGCGCACGGCCACUCGAUUUGGGAAGAGCUCAUACCGUGGAGAGGCAGCGUGGUACCGCAGACAAUUUCAGGUUAUGGGCGUGGAUGCGGGUAAAAUGGGAAAGAUCAAUGUGAGAAAUAGUAAAAAUGCAAGAGGUGUGUAGGAUGGCAAUCAGACGACUACGGUGGCCCGACUGGGUCAGUCAUGGAUACCCGUAAGGGUCAGAGACUGCGGGGACUGAAGGGUUAAGUGAUUGGGCGUCUGAGCCUCUUGGGAGAGAGAGUCUGUGGUGGCGGGUUUAUGGGAAUCAGUGUUAGUGUCUGUGAAGAAGAUGGGUUGGGAGUAUGUGGGAAUCAAUAAACUAGGGUUCUUGACUGACAGAAUGCGUGGAAGUCAGUUUAUAGUGAUCUUCAAGUGUCUUGAGAACAAGUGAGUUUCUUCGAAGACGCUGAUUUGAUCGGCGUUAGGACUCAGUGAUCAGCAGCCUGAGGGGUUCUUUCUAGAAAAUCUAAUGAGAUGUUCAUCUGUGACAGCAUCUUGAGAGUGAGCCUGGUUUCUAAAAAUCUAUUCUGACUCCAUGGCAGCUAGGAUGGAUGUAACUUUGCCUGUGGUUAGAAAACAAAGAGUUUACUGAGCUGCAGAUCCUUUCCCAAGAACAACAGAAAAUGAUCGAGUACCAGCAGAGACCUGUGUCAUUCAAGGACGUGGUAGUGGGCUUCACGCAAGAGGAGUGGCAUGGGCUUAAUCCUGCACAGAGGGCUCUGUACCGGGAUGUGAUGCUGGAGACCUACAGCAACCUCGUCUCAGUGGGUUAUGAAGGCACCAAACCAUAUGUGAUCCUCCGGCUGGAGCAGGAAGAAGCACCCUGGAUUUGUGAGGCAGCAUGCUCAGGCUGCCACUGCCGGGAAAACAUUUGGCAAGUUAACGUCCACAGGAAAAGGCGGCAAGGCACACUUUUGAGGCAAGGUCCAUUCAUCAGCAGGAAAACAUUCCCCAAGGAAAGAAGCCAUGCAUGUAAUAAGUGUGGGAAAAUAUCACAUCUGAGCACUGACCUUUUUCCUUCAAUUCAAAACUCCAGUAACUGGGACUCUUGUGGAAAAAGUGUGAACAAUAAUUUAGACUUAAAUGGUUUUAAGAAAAACUACUCAAAAAAGCAAGAUGAGUGCUAUGGAUAUGGAAAACUGUUACAACAUACAAAGCAUGAUAGAAGACCAAAUGAGGAAAAAUUCUGGGAAUGCAGUCACUGUGAAAAAGCUUUCAGCCAUAGCCCAGCACUUAUGUAUAAACCCCCAGCAACCAAUUCUCUUGUGUACAAACGUAAGAGGGUUCCACCUACGGAGAAACCCCACGUCUGUACUGAAUGUGGAAAAGCCUUCUGCUACAAGUCUGAAUUCAUUAGGCAUCAAAGAAGUCACACUGGGGAGAAGCCAUAUGGAUGUACUGACUGUGGAAAAGCCUUUUCACAUAAGUCAACCCUCAUUAAGCACCAGAGAAUACACACUGGUAUUAGACCCUUUGAAUGUUUUUUUUGUGGGAAAGCCUUCACCCAGAAGUCACACCGCAGAGAACAUCAGAGGACACAUACAGGAGAGAGACCCUUUGUGUGUAAUGAAUGUGGGAAGUCCUUUGGUGAGAAGUCAUACCUCAAUGUACAUCAAAAAAUACACACAGGAGAAAGACCCUAUCGUUGUAGAGAAUGUGGAAAAUCUUUCAGUCAAAAGUCAUGCCUCAAUAAACAUUGGAGGACUCAUACAGGAGAAAAACCCUAUGGAUGCAAUGAAUGUGGCAAAGCAUUCUAUCAGAAGCCAAACCUUAGUAGACAUCAGAAAAUUCAUGCUAGGAAGAAUACUUAUAGGAAUGACCUAAAAAUAGUAGGAAAGCCUUGAGCAAGAUAUCCUAUUUCAUUAUAUGUGGAGGAAUUCAUCCUUAGGAAAAAUCUCAUAUUUAAUGAAUUUUGACCAGGUGUUUCAUCGUAAGGCAAGUCAUAUUCCAGUUGUGAUAGAAAAUUUUAUACAAAAGAUUAUAGAAAAUACUCUAUAUUUAAAACAUAAACUUGAUCACUUUGGCUUAUGAAAGUUUAAAAUAUAUUAAAUGGAAUGAUUGAAGAACACAAAAUAUAUGUGAAGAAAAUUAAAAGUAUAUUUUGGUAUGUCCCACAGUGACCCACAUAAUAAGCACUAUUUAUAUUUUAGAAUUAUAAAUGUGAAUUUAAAUUGAAUAUCAAGCACAUAUUGAGAAUGCCAUUCACCAAACUUUUUCACUCUAAAUAUCACCAUUGUCUUUUGGUGUCUUUCCAUACAUGUGUGUGUGCUCAGUUUUGUCCAACUCUUUGUGACUCCAUGGACUGUAACCCACCAGACUCCUCUAUCCAUGGAAUUUUCCAGGCGAGAAUACUGGAGUGGGUUGCCAUUUCUUCCU